Molecule: messenger RNA, 2040 nt
Organism: Ectocarpus sp. CCAP 1310/34
Lineage: Eukaryota; Phaeophyceae; Ectocarpales; Ectocarpaceae
Source: the annotation of a GenBank genome assembly
AUGGCUCUUAAGCUGCGCGACAAGUCCCUGGCGACCAUACUGGCAACCUUGGCUCAUCGUGGUGCCCAUACAANGUCCCUGGCGACCAUACUGGCAACCUUGGCUCAUCGUGGUGGUAAGCUGGCGAGUGUACAUCAGCACAAGGCUCCGAAGAAGUAUCGUGUGCAACUGACGGCCCAAGUGCAUGGGUCCAGACAGCGCUGGUGCAGCCCAUACAACAAGUUUCCGAAAGGCAGAACCACGGGUCGCGACUGGGCGGCCGAGGACCGGUGGGCUGCUACCUGGCGGCCAUUCUUCUGUAGCGGCAACGUGCCCCACAACGAUGUACGUGCACGCGAAGCCGAAGCUGCGCCUCCCCGAGAAAAGUGGCAGCCGGACUGUCAACAUGCUGCGGAAUCCACCGGAGAUGCACCGCCUGGAAAGCGCGGCGGAGCACGCCCUGGAGCAGGCAGACCAAAGGGAAGCUACGGCAGGAAGAGGCUUCGCCAAGCUGCGCAACAGCUAAAUGAUGAUCUCGAGCGAGGGAAGCUCCAGUGUGCGCAGAUGGUCUCGCGCGAUCUUCCUGGAGCGAUGUCGGAUGCAGUGAAGGAGGCGCACCAGCAAGAGGAGGCCUGUCGACCAGCGUUCCUCAAGCGCCAGAGCAACAGGGGUCUGGAAAAGGCGGCCGCAGCAUCUGCUGCAUGUAGAUCGGGCUGGGAGCGGGGGCAGGAUUAUUUCCGCGUCGUCAUCAAGGAAUGCCAAUCCGCUGUAGCAGUCACAUCUGCUGGACUCAAUGAGUCUGUUCUCGUCUCGCAUACGCAAGCCGGCAGCCUGCAGUUCAAGGCCUUGGCUCUGAACGGACUGUACCACAAGUUGCUCAGGGGGGUGUCCAAGAGGCAAGCUUUCGAGGAAACGGCGGAGUUUUUUGAAGUGGCAUUCAGCACCCUCCGUGAGUGGGAGCUUUCCUACCGCACCAAGGGCCAUAUCCAGGUGGACCAGAGGGGGAAACACGAACGGCGGUGGAUCCUGAGCUUGGACGAGGGUCUUCUCGUGAUGGUACGUCAAUCGAUCCGCGUCAACUCUAUCAAAAAUGGGGAGCGCAACAUGAUAGCCGAGGGCUUCCGCGAGUACCUCAACAAGGACGUCUUGCCACAGGACUGCGGGAGGUAGCCAGUCUUUCGGUUCGGGAAUGGUUGGUGGGACUUGAGGUAGUCAGUCCUCCAUUCCGGGAAUGGAGAAAACUUGGGUAGGAGUCCUUUCAAAGUUCCCGAAGCUUCUGUUUUUGACGGGACGGACGUGUCACAUCCGUCGUGGUCACAAUUGUUUCUACUGACUGCCCACAACAACAAUAAUGUGUUUGAGGCUUUUGUGUCUGAGCUAGACUAUAUGUAGACAUUCCGACCGCAGACUUUGAAUUCGACUUGACCCCCUCGGUACAGCAAGGAUUCAGUGUGGAUGUGCUGCGCCAGGAAGAAAAGAUAACGGUGAGAAGUCUGACAUGGUGCUAUUUUCUCAAACCAGCUUGAACAACUCGCAUGAUCUGACGUGUCUGGUACAAAAUAACGAGGUUCUGCUAACCUGCUGGAGCGCUUGUCAAGUGAUGAUGCUGUCCGCAAAUACUCUUUAUUCUUGUGAGGAUGACAAAUAUGUCAAGAAUGGUGUUACGGACACGGUUACUGCUUUCCACAUGACAGACACUCUCUCUAGCGUUAACGAUGUGAAGGCUUGCUAUUAGAACGCAUGAGGGAUUGAUGGCGUUACUUGUGAAGUUGACCGUCUGGAACUCUGGAGGAAGUGUUUGUGAUUGCUGACAGCGAGUGUUCAGUAGGGUUGAAGGUUUGUGCAACCUCUUUUCUCCCAGCGCAGUAUUUGAUGGCAAGUUAUGAAAUAGCUUCGGUGGUCUUGAUGGUAAGAUGGCUACUUUCGACAGAACAGCAAUUUUUCAGAAUUUCGAUGGCAUGCUCAUUUCGACUGCGUAUCGUCUAGAGAAUAACUCUGUUGGUUCGGUGUUAGCUGCCCUCGCUCCUUCAAACCCCAAGCAUGAAUCUAAGAUGGAUGUGA